UAGGUUGGCAGCUUGCAAUGACCCAAGCACAAACGGCUCCCAUUUGUCUUGUGGAAAACCACAAUGAACGGCUGACAGUGAACCCGAAAGCCAUAGAGAUUCUGGACAGGAUUUCUCAGCCAGUGGUGGUCGUGGCUAUUGUUGGAUUGUACCGUACAGGGAAGUCCUAUUUGAUGAACUGUCUGGCGGGACAGAAUCAUGGCUUCCCUGUGGGCUCCACUGUGCAGUCUCAGACCAAGGGCAUCUGGAUGUGGUGUGUGCCACACCCCACCAAGCCAGAGCACACCCUGGUCCUCCUGGACACUGAGGGCCUGGGGGAUGUGGAAAAGGGUGAUCCCAAGAAUGACUCCUGGAUCUUUGCCCUCAGUGUGCUUCUGAGCAGCACCUUCAUCUACAACAGCAUGCACACCAUCAACCACCAGGCCCUGGAGCAGCUGUAUUAUGUCACAGAACUCACUGAGCUGAUCAGAGCAAAGUCUUCCUCAAAUCCUGAUGGAAUAAAGAAUUCCACAGAGUUUGUGAGUUUCUUUCCAGACUUUGUGUGGACUGUUCGGGAUUUCAUGCUGGAGCUGAAGUUAAAUGGGGAAAAAGUCACAAGUGAUGAGUAUCUAGAGAAUGCCCUGAAGCUGAUCUCAGGAGACCAUCCCAGAAUCCAAGCAUCCAAUUUGCCCAGGGAAUGCAUCAGAUGUUUCUUUCCUAAGCGGAAGUGUUUUGUCUUUGACCGGCCAACGCAUGACAAAGAACUCUUACAAAAACUUGAGACUGUCUCAGAAGACCAACUGGAUCCUAAGUUUUGGGAGGGAACAAAAGCUUUUGUUUCUUACAUCUUCACUUAUGCCAAGAUCAAGACCCUCAGAGAGGGAAUUAAGGUCACAGGGAAUCGUCUGGGGACUCUGGUGACAACCUACGUGGGUGCCAUCAACAGUGGAGCGGUGCCUUGUCUGGAUGAUGCGGUGACAACUCUGGCCCAGUGUGAGAACUCAGCAGCUGUGCAGAAGGCAGCCGACCACUACAGUGAGCAGAUGGCUCAGCGACUGAGGCUUCCCACAGACACGCUCCAGGAGUUGCUGGAUGUGCACACAGCCUGUGAGAAGGAAGCCAUUGCUGUCUUCCUGGAGCACUCCUUCAAGGACGAAAAUCAGCAGUUCUUGAGGAGGCUGGUGGAAUUAAUAGAUGAGAAGAAAGGGAUUUCCCUGUUGAAGAAUGAAGAGGCUUCGGAUAAAUACUGCAAGGAAGAACUGGAUCGGCUUUCAAAGGAUUUUAUGGAAAAUAUCACAUCAUUGUCUGUUCCUGGGGGACACAGGCUCUACAUGGACAUGAGGGAGAAGCUUGAGCACGACUACUGGCAGAUUCCCCGGAAAGGGGUGAAGGCAAGCGAAGUCUUCCAGAGCUUUCUGCAGUCACAGACCAUCAUUGAGAGUUCCAUCCUGCAGGCAGAUACAGCCCUCACUGCUGGGGAGAAGGCCAUUGCAGAGGAGCGAGCCCAGAAGGAGGCAGCUGAGAAGGAGCUGGAGCUGCUAAGACAGAAGCAGAAGGAGCAGCAGCAGUUGAUGGAGGCUCAGGAGAAAAGUCUUAAGGAAAACCUAGAACAAAUAAGAAAGAAGCUGGAGCAGGCAAGAGAGCAGCUCACCAAAGACCUUAACAUGAUGCUGAAGAAGCAGCUGCAGGAUCAAAAGGCUUUCCUUGAGGAAGGAUUUAAGAAGAAAGCUGAAAAAAAGAAUAAAGAGAUACAGCGACUGAGACAGAACAUCGAGGAUAUGAAACAAAAUAGUCCUUCCACUGUGGAACAAAUCGCAAAAGGAGUUACUAUAGGACUUGGUACACUUCUUUCCAUAGCUGCAGCAGUGCUCCUGAGGACAAAAUAG
This is a messenger RNA of Apodemus sylvaticus (European woodmouse), 1865 nucleotides long. RefSeq names its product guanylate-binding protein 6-like. Gene Ontology annotation, biological process: defense response to Gram-positive bacterium; defense response to protozoan. The transcript has 10 exons. Gene Ontology annotation, molecular function: GTPase activity; GTP binding. The record is from RefSeq and is a predicted model, not a curated record. The coding region runs from base 18 to 1865 and encodes 615 amino acids. NCBI's taxonomy places the organism in Eukaryota, Metazoa, Chordata, Mammalia, Rodentia, Muridae.